AUGAUGGCCUCCAACCUACUGUCUAGGCUUCUUCCUUCUGCCUCGGACGAAACAUACGAACGCGAAUCCUUGACCGCCCACGACCGCCGCGACUCUACCUCGACCGAGGAGCGACACGAGAUGGACAUAGACGAGGAGAACUUUGAGGCUCGCUUUGAGGAGCAAGACCUCGCACACCUACUCGAGGAAGCAUCGUCAAGCCAGAUGACGACUGAGAGUCGUGCCGUCUCCCCGGAGGCCCAACGCAGCGCUCCACCCGGCAUCAACACAGCGAGCCGCACGCCAGCUUGGAGACAGCCAGCCCCAGCCCGCACCGCACCCUUGGAUGACGAUGACGAUGUACCACAGUCGUUGCUUCUCGAAGGAGGACACGAACCUGGGCCAAGUUCGGCGCAGCGCAACGAAGGCCUCCCUAUGCCAGUGCCAGGCCCGGCCACGCGACAGACACGGGCACAGUGGAAUGCUACCAGGACCCAGCAGCGGCUGCAUGAUGAUGAUAGGAGCGGUGCAUCUUCAAGGCCGUGGGGACAUACCAGCAGGCCUGGGCAUUUCGUCGCCGAUCGGAAGGAGAAGGCCUUGUGGCUGUGGGUGAAUCAGACGGAUUUGGACAACUACAUGACCGAGGUCUACGAGUACUACGUCGGCUGCGGAAUAUAUUCCAUCCUUCUGAGACGAGCUCUAACGCUCGCGCAAACUGCCUUUGUAGUCGGCUUCAUGACUUUUCUUGGCUGGUGCAUCGACUACUCCAAGUUGUCAGAAAGCAACAAGAUGAGCCAGGUCCUGGUGCCCAAGUGUGCUGCGAGCAUCCAUGGGUUUUGGAUAUUCGCCCUCUGGCUCUUCCUCAUCUACUGGCUCUACUCUUUCUACACCUUAAUCACCGAUAUACCUCGCCUGCGGGCCAUGCACGACUUCUACCAUUAUCUACUCGACAUCCCCGACCGCGACAUACAAACAAUACAGUGGCAGCAGGUGGUGACACGCAUCAUGGCGUUGCGGGACCUGAACUUGGCGACCGCCUCAAAUCUGUCUCCACAGACGCGCAAGUUGCUCGAUUCGAAAAGCAGGCAGCGGUUAGACGCUAUCGACAUCGCAGGUCGUCUCAUGCGUCGUGAAAACUAUCUGAUCGCCCUCUUCAACAAGGAGAUACUGGACGUCACUGUUCCUCUUCCCUUCUUUGGCAACCGACAUAUCUUCUCAGAGACGACCAGAUGGCACGUCAACCUCGCCAUUAUGGACUUUGUUUUUAGCGGACCGAACGGCCAAUUCAACCCUGACUUCCUGAAGGAGCGCAACCGUCGAGAGCUCGUAAAGAGGUUAAAGACCCGCUUCUUCUGGACUGGCAUCAUCAGUAUCCUAUGCGCACCUUUCGCUGUGGUAUUCGUGCUUGCAUCAUACAUGUUCAAGUACUUCACUGAGUACCACAAGGAUCCUGGCCAACUCAGCAACCGCGACUUUACCACUUUUGCUCAGUGGAAGUUCCGCGAAUUCAAUGAGCUUCCUCAUUACUUCGCCCGUCGUCGUAAUAUGGCCUAUCCGUACGCAAACCUCUACCUCGCCCAGUUUCCCAAAGACAAAACCGAACAGGUUUCCUCGUUUGUCGCAUUUAUCGCGGGAGCAUUCGCAUUUGUCCUUGUGGUGUUCACGCUCCUCGAUUCGGAGUUGUUUCUCAACUUUGAGAUUACACCCGGCAAGACUGCUAUCUUCUGGAUCGGUAUUCUUAGUACGAUAUACCGUGUCGCACGUGGAAGCAGCCCUCAGGACGAUCAAGUCACCGAUCCGUCCUUUUACCUCAACCACGUCAUCUACCACACGCGCUACGAACCAGAGUCGUGGCGUGAUAGGCUACACACGGACGAAGUUCGCGCCGAAUUCGCUCAACUGUACCAGCCUAAGAUUCUCAUCUUCGCUGAAGAGAUACUGAGCAUGGUCAUCACACCUUUCCUACUCAUCUUCCGGUUGCCUCAAUGCAGCGACCGCAUCGUUGACUUCUUCCGUGAGUUCUCGAUUGUAGUCGAUGGCCUGGGUGUGACAUGUUCGUACUCCAUGUUUCCCUCUACAAAGACCACACGCAACGCCAAUAACAUCCCGGCAAACGGAUCUGCUGCCCCAAGAGAAGAUCCUGAUCUUCGAGAAGACUACUUCAUGGCCAAAGACAACAAGAUGAUGGCAUCGUACUAUGGUUUUUUGGACACGUACCAGAACCCUGGACGUGGCUACAACGGUCGUCUUCAAGGACGAGGCCAAUUCAACCCUCCACCACAGUUCCCAAACAACUUUGGCUCCAUGUCGCAGACUGCUCAGCCAGUGGAGAUGGGUGCAAGAGGAACGAGCAGAGGACCAACCGGACGACAGAACCCUCAGCAGAGGACACCGAGACAUAGGCCGGGUACUAGGGAUGAGCCCAUGAACUCUGUCCUCCUUGAUCCUCAUCAUCAACCCUCUUCUGCAUCGAUAUUACGCGGUUCGCCACGUCAAGCGCCACACAGCAGAUAUCGAACGCCGCUGCAAGCAGUCCCGGAUGCACCAGGCCCAUCGAAUACGCGGAUCGAAGAAGAGAGUACACUCGGCGACUCAUGGCGAACAAGUCGUCUUGCACAGGAUGACGAUGACGAGGAGGAAGAAGUACCAGGCAACAACCGCGGAGGUGUUCUGCAGCUCUUGCAGCAGUUUUCUCGUGCGCAGGCUGAAGGACGAGGCGCUGGUGUUGGUGUUUAA
Molecule: messenger RNA, 2715 nt
Organism: Alternaria atra
Lineage: Eukaryota; Fungi; Ascomycota; Dothideomycetes; Pleosporales; Pleosporaceae
Exons: 2
Coding region: 1-2715 (904 amino acids)
Biological process (GO): protein localization to phagophore assembly site; autophagy of mitochondrion
Cellular component (GO): autophagosome; phagophore assembly site
Source: RefSeq, a predicted model, not a curated record